CCCCCCUCCUCGCCCACUCCUGUCCUCCUCGCAAGUACCAGCCUCUCCUUCCUCAUCUUUAUCGUCAACAGUUUUUCAAGCUUCUGCUUUUAAUUUUUUCUUAAUAAAAAUUCGUUUACAAGAAGAUAGCUGAAAAAGGGGAAGAGAAAUGACUCUAAGCUUAGCCUCCACUCUACUCUCUCGGUUCUCUCCUUCAUCUCCUUCUCCUCACCUCGCAAAACUCUCUGAAUCUUCUCUUCACAACAACAGUACUGCUCUCUUAUCUUUCCUCUUCACCACCGGUGUGUUAUUUCCUUCUUCCAGUCUCAAGAAAUCCACAUACUAUUCCUCCUUCACCACACGUGCUUCCUUAAGCGAGACUCCAAACGGCGUCGCUGAGAACUCCGGUUCUGUCUCUAACGUAUUAAACGACGAGUUGCUUGCCAGGGCUUCAGGUGCUAAAGACGCCAGUGAGGCCCUCGAUGUUAUCGCUCAAAGUACCGAACUAAAUGGCGGCGUCGUUAGUAAUUCUGAUUGUGGUUUAAUCAUAAAAGCCGCCCUCGAUCGGAACAAUGCUGACUUGGCACUCUCUGUUUUCUACGCGAUGCGUGCAAGCUUCGAUCAAGAUGUUAGUGAAAAUGGGCCUCUGGUUGAGAGGUGGAAAUGGUCUAGACCGGACGUUAAUGUUUAUACUACGUUAGUUCAGGGUCUUGCAGCGUCCUUGAGGGUUUCAGAUGCUCUUAGGUUGAUCGACGAUAUAUGCCGAGUUGGUGUCUCCCCUGGGGAGGAGGUUCCUUUUGGAAAGGUUGUAAGAUGUCCAAGUUGUUUGGUAGCCGUUGCAGUGGCUCAACCUCAGCAGGGAGUCCAGAUUGCAUCUUGUGCCAAAUGCCGAUACCAGUAUGAGCUUGUUUCAGGAAACAUCAUUAGGAUUGAGUCAGAAGAACUCAGCAAGGACGUUCCGGUUUGGGAAAGAGGCCUCAGAUUUCUACAAAUAAUGAAGAAAAGCAUUCCUGCUGCUGUUCACUCUCUUGUGGUUCAAACCCCUUCUGGUAUGGCACGUACUCACAGGUUUGCAACCGAAACUGUUGAUCUCCCUGCACAAGAAGGAGAAAGGGUGACUAUUGCUUGUGCGGCCCCAUCAAAUAUUUAUCGAGAGGUGGGUCCCUUUAAGUUUACUCCAAAGGCUCCAAAUUUCUACCCUGGAGAACCUAUGUGCCUGACUAACCACAGAGAUGGUCGUGAAUCACUAUUACUAAGAGCUCCCAUGAAAGAUGAAAACUCUUCCUUAUUUACACCUUCCGCCCUGAUUUCACUUCUUGCUGUUUUGGCCGCUGGUGAUGCUGCUUCUGGAAUGAUUGAUCCCAGCUUGCCUCAGAUACUUUCAGUUGCUGCAGUUGCGUCCCUCUCUGUUGGAGCCACUUUAAAUGCUUAUGUUCUCCCCCAGUUGAAUCAGCUUCCUCCAAGAUCAGUGGAUGCACUAGCUAUCAAGCAGCAACUUUUGUCUCAAUAUGACAUACUUCAGUCUCGCAUCAAGGAUCUAAAAGACACUGCUGAAAAAGAGGUCUGGAUGUUGGCUCGAAUAUGCCAGCUGGAGAACAAAAUUUUUGCUGUUGGGGAGCCUUCUUAUCGUGCUCGCAGAAGUAGGGUCAAACGGGUUCGAGAAGGGUUGGAAAAUUCCCUGAAGGGAAGGAUUGAAUUAAUUGACAGCUAUGCAAGAAUUUCUUCAAUGAUUGAAAUCGAGGUAGAAAUGGACUCUGAUGUGCUUGCUGCUGAAGCAGUGGGCAAUACGGAAAUGAUCGCUGAACAAAUACAGCAAAUGAUGGAGCUGGAAAAUCUUGAAGAGAAUUGGAGAGAAGCUCUAGGAGAUCUGAAGUGGAAGGAAGCCAUUAUUAAAGAAAUAAGAACAUUGAUAAAGAAUGAAACAUGAGAACUUGUUUCACAUUCACAGGGAAAAAAAAAUAGUUGGUUGCAAAUGGGUGUUCACCGUAAAACACAAAGCAGACGGAUCGAUCGAAAGGUACAAAGUUAGAUUGGUAGUAAGGAUUUACUCAAACCUAUAGAUUUGACUAUCAGGAGACAUUUGCCCCUAUUGCGAAGAUGAACACAAUUAUGAUACUUUUGUCUUAUGCAGCUAACCUUGAUUGAGAUUUACAGUAGUUUGAUGUAAAAAAUGCAUUCCUCCAUGGAGAUUUAGAGAAAGUCUGUACAUGAAAAUUCCCCUUAGAUUUGAAAAUGAGAGGAUGCAAGAAAAAGUUUGCCAAUUAAAAAAGGCUUUUUAUGGAUUGAAGCAGUCUCAAAUUGUAUAGUUUGAACGGUUUAGAAGAGUUAUGAUCUCUUUUGGAUAUCAACAAAGCAAUGUUGAUCAUACUUUGUGACACAAAGGAGAUGACUCGAUUGAAGUAACUUCUUACUCAAGAGUUUGAAAUAAAUGAUUUAGGAAAAUUACAAUAUGUCUUGAGAAUUGAAGUUGUCAGGUCCAAUAAAAGGAUUUUCAUUUCUCAAAGAAAAUAUAUUCCACACUUACUAGAGGAGACUAGUAUGAUGUGUUGCAAGCCGGCAGAAUCACCUAUUGAGAGCAUCUACAAACUACAAGCAGGUAGUGGUACAUCAGUUGAUUUGGGAAGAUAUCAGAAACUAGUUGGACGACUCAUUUAUCUCUCACAUAUCAGACCUGAUAUAACAUAUGCAGUUAGUCUGGUGAGUCAGUAUAUCUAUAACCUUCGUGAGACUCAUUUACAUAUUGUCUUCCGCAUAUUACGAUAUCUGAAGUCUACAUUAGGAAAAUGUCUGUUCUUUUCUAUACAUGGUCACUUUAAAAUAGAAGCAUUUACAGAUUCCGAUUGGGCUGGGUUUCUAAAUGAUAAAAGAUCAACUACAGGUUACUACACACUUGUAGGAGGCAAUUUGGUCACAUGUAAAAGUAAGAAAUAAAGUGUGGUUACCCGCUCCAAUGCUGAGGGAGAAUAUAGAGCAAUGAUUUAAGAAGUAUGUGAAUUAUUAUGGUUGCAAAAACUAAUCAAUGAGUUAAAAUUGUUUAAAGAGGAGAGACUAUUCAUGUUUUGUGACAAAAAAGUAGUUAUUAACAUUGCUCAUAAUUCAAUUCAACAUGACAGAACAAAACACAUUGAGAUUGAUCGACAUUUCAUAAAAGAGAAGGUGGUUGGUGGCUCUUUAUGCUUAUAUCAUGUAUCUUUUGGUAAUCAGGUGGCUGACAUUUUUACUAAAGAAUUAUACAAUAAAUCUUUUCUGAACUUGAUUUAUAAAUUGGGCAUGUGAUAUUUUUGCGCCAACUUGAGGGGGAGUUGCCAACUUGAGGGGGAGUGUGAAUAAAGAUUUCAUGCUAAAUAGAAUACUAUACUAAAUAUGAUAUUUUAUUACUUAGAAUUCUAAUAGUAUAGUUAUAUCUUAUAAUUACAGUUCAUUUAAAAUAAGGAUAACUAUU
This is a messenger RNA of Carica papaya (papaya), 3421 nucleotides long. The record is from RefSeq and is a predicted model, not a curated record. Lineage: Eukaryota; Viridiplantae; Streptophyta; Magnoliopsida; Brassicales; Caricaceae.